Magnolia sinica is the source of this 2729-nucleotide messenger RNA. Its product is annotated as two-component response regulator-like APRR2. The transcript is spliced from 12 exons. Gene Ontology annotation, cellular component: nucleus. Gene Ontology annotation, biological process: positive regulation of DNA-templated transcription; phosphorelay signal transduction system. Lineage: Eukaryota; Viridiplantae; Streptophyta; Magnoliopsida; Magnoliales; Magnoliaceae. The coding region runs from base 330 to 2045 and encodes 571 amino acids. Gene Ontology annotation, molecular function: DNA-binding transcription factor activity; transcription cis-regulatory region binding. The record is from RefSeq and is a predicted model, not a curated record.
AGGUCUUUUGCAUAUUCUGUGGUCCACGGUACUCGACAGCAACCGUACGUGAAAACACCAGCAACCGCACUAAAGGGUCGUUUGGGAGUGCAUUUGAUAUGCAUUGGAAUCCAUACAGAUUGGAAUUUAUGUGAAUUGGAAUAACUGCGUUUUGCUCUGUUCUCAUAAUUUUCAUACCAAAUACACUCACCCAAACUUACUGAUUCACACCAAUUAAAUCUCUCUCUCUCUCUCUCUCUCUCUCUCUCCAAGUGAAGAAGCCGAAGCGAAAGACAAAAUAUAUAUGGUCUGUGCAGGAUGAAUAGGAUGUUGGCACGCAGCGGCCGCAAAUGCUCUCUCGCCGCCUGAGAAACGAUGCGAAACCAGCUAUGGUUUGCUCUGCUGAUGAUUUGCGGGAGUGGAAGGAUUUUCCUAAAGGCCUCAGGGUCCUUCUACUCGAUGAAGACAGUGUCUCCGCUUCUGAAAUAAAAUCAAAGCUCGAAGAAAUGGACUAUAUCGUUUCAGUGUUUUGCAAUGAGAUUGAAGCAUUGGAAGCUAUUUCAAACAAAGGCGAUAGCUUCCACGUUGCUAUAGUAGAGGUUAGUACGGGAAACAGCCAAGGGUGUUUCAGGUUUCUCGAGACGGCUAGGGACUUGCCCACCAUCAUGAUAUCAAACAUCCAUUGCCUAAGCACCAUGAUGAAGUGCAUUGCGUUGGGUGCAGCAGAGUUUCUUCAGAAACCUCUAUCUGAAGACAAACUGAGAAACAUAUGGCAGCACGUGGUUCAUAAGGCCUUCAAUGCAGGAGGAACUGUUCCUAAAUCAUUGAAACCUGUCAAAGAAACCGUGGUAUCCAUGCUUCAGCUUAAAUCAGAAACAGCUGUGGCCGAAAAUCAAAACCUGUCAGAAGCAGAGAAUUCAGCACUUGCCCAUGAACACGGCCAUGAGGAAUCGCUGGUUACUGAUAGGUAUCCAGCACCUUCAACCCCGCAGUUGGAACGUGGAAGAUCGUCGGAUAUCGGAUGUUGCCAAGACCAACCCAAUUGUUCAAUGGAGAAGGAAAGUAAAGAGCAUGAUGGAGAGUCGAUAGAGUUUAAAAAAUUCAGCUGCUCGGAGUCAAAAUCCGUCGAAAAUACUUGCAUCAAUACAGCCGGUGCUGUUACUGUCAAGGCAGAAUCCCUUUCUGGAGAGCCUAUAAUGGAAGAGGAGGUGGAUUCUGCUGACGGUUCAAAAACCGGUGAAUGCAAUGCUACUAAGGAAAGCAUCAUGUCUUCACAUUCGCGAAAUGGAGACAACAUCGAAUCAGGCACCGAGGAUGGUAUCCAAAAGAAGGCAUCCACUCUUCCUAAUUUAUGUGGCAACAGGGCUAAUAGAAAGAAGAUGAAGGUGGAUUGGACGCAGGAAUUGCACAGACGGUUUGUGCAGGCAGUCGAGCAAUUGGGGAUUGACCAAGCCAUCCCUUCUAAAAUUUUGGAGCUGAUGAAGGUGGAAGGAUUGACGAGGCACAACGUAGCGAGCCACCUUCAGAAAUACCGGAUGCAUAGAAGACACAUCAUGCCCAACGAGGAUGAGAGGAAAUGGCAACAACAGAGAGAUCCAAAUCAACGGAGUUAUAUGCAUAAGCCGAUUGUAGCCUUCCCUCCCUAUAAUUCAAACUGUGGUCUUCCCACAAAUCAGAUCUACCCAGUUUGGGGCCAUCCGAGCUGUCCUCCACCUGCCAUGCAAAUGUGGGGCCACCCAAGCUUUCCGAUGUGGCAAACUACAGAAAGUUGGCGUUGGAGAACUUAUCAUGGGAUGCAUGGGGAUGCAUGGGGUUGCCCUGUUGUGCAACCACAAGGCUCUUUCUGGCCCAAGAAUACGGCAGGUUUUGAAGGUGGUCAUGAGGCGUGCAGGAAUUCGUUUGAUCUCCUCCACCCGGCGGAGGAGGUUAUAGACAAGGUGGUCAAAGAGGUAAUUAGUCAGCCAUGGCUGCCCCUCCCGUUGGGCUUGAAACCGCCUUCCACCGAAAGCGUUGUCACGGAACUCCACAGGCAAGGAAUACGCAACAUCCCUCCCAGCUCCUCUUAGGCUGACGUGGCAGCGGGUCUCGGGCUCGAGCGGGCCCGCCCCCUCUUCCAGCAACCGACAAGGACACGACAUCAAAGUCACCCAGAUUAGUAAGGACUGAGCGUAUCUUUAUCCGAUCCUAUCUCGGCGCAUGAUAGCAUCACUGAUAUCCAGCAGAGAGGGCCACUGAAAGAGCGCUGUCUCGCGCUGUUGACGGCACAGGACUUGCCACGUUUCAGUCCAGGGCUGGAGAAAGAGCGUGUGGCUGUGAAGCUGCGAAGGCGGAAAAAUCGAGCGGCUUUAUGAGCUUGGAAAGAACAGAUUACGUUGAAUAUCGCGCUUGGUUGGCUUUUGUGAGGGAUGGGUAAGGGGUGCGCAGUGCGCCGUGAGGGAAAGCGGAAGGAUGACACGGAUUCGGGUCAGAAGUCCAAUCGUGUCGUUGAUGGAUAGCUGGGCCUGUUUUCUCUGUAUCCAUCAUUGAUUGAAUGGCUGUCCUUUUUACUCUCUUUUUUUGUUUUUUCACCUUUCUUUUACUCUAUGAUUGGAUACAUGUGCUUCUUUCAUAAUGGUCUGGCUAUGAUUGAGGAUCCUGUGCGUGGUACUCGUGCGAGAUCUUGACAGGUGGGUUUACGUAGGGCAUAAAACACCCAAAGUUUGUGGGGACUACAAUGUUGUGUAUGUAAAAUCUACUCCGUCUAUUGGUUA